Molecule: messenger RNA, 330 nt
Organism: Staurois parvus
Lineage: Eukaryota; Metazoa; Chordata; Amphibia; Anura; Ranidae
Source: the annotation of a GenBank genome assembly
GCCACCUGUCAGUGUCCAUCAAUGCCAGCUCUCAGUGCUCAUCAAUGCCACUUGCCAGUGUCCAUCAGUGUCACAUCAAUGCCACAUAUCAGUGCCUACUAGUGCAUAUCAAUGCCACAUAUCAGUGCCCAUCUGAGCUGCCUUUCAGUGUCACCCAUCAGUGCCAGGCAGUGCCACCUAUCAGUGCUGCCAAUCAGUGCUACCUAUCAGUGCUGCAAAUCAGUGCCACCUAUCAGUAUCCAUCAGUGCAGCCUAUCAAUGCCCAUCACUGCAGCCUCAUUAGCGCACAUCAGUGAAGGAGAAAAAUCACUUAUUUACAAAAUUUUAUAA